CGUUCUCCCGCAGGGUCCUGCUGCCGCCGGUCGCCUCCUCCCGUUGUUUCCUCGCCAUGAAGGUCGCCACAGCCGCCCCCUCGCCGCUGCCCGCGGGCGCCGGCGGCGCGCUGAAGGCGAUGAGACCCGGGGAGGCCGCUCGUUGCGGGCCAGGCCCGGGGGUGUCCCCGGGGGCGUCCCCGGGGGCGGCGGAACAAGCGGCCGCCGCGCUGCUGUACGACAUGAAGGGCUGCUACUCGCGGCUGCGGGCGCUGGUGCCGACGCUGCCGCGGCACCGGCGGGUCUCCAAGGUGGAGCUGCUGCAGCACGUUAUCGACUACAUCUGGGAUUUGCAGCUGGCGCUGCAGCGCGGGCCCCCCCGCCCCGCCGCCGCCACCGGGGACACCCCCGAGGCUCCGUGUAUUCCCGCUGCCGACCGGAUCCUGUGCCGCUGAGACCGCUCCGGACCCGCCACGGACAUCCCCGGGACCCCGGCGGCACCGAGCAGCGUCGCGGCUCACCCGCAUCCCGGGACCCCCGGGGCACAACCGGGGUCGGCAGUCGCGGUCCCCUCCUCUGGUGGGAUUGCCCCCCCGGGAGGGGGGGGUCCACCCGCAGCCUGGGGCAGGAGGCGCUGCCCGGUGGGCACGGGACGUAUCCUUCUCAGAUUGCUGAGAGCAUUCCCCGUAUUGUAUAUUACAAUGAUGCUGGAGAAUAUUGUUCUACAAUAGCUGGAGUUUUGUUAUUAAACAAGCCCUGAUGACCAGGCA
This is a messenger RNA of Calidris pugnax (ruff), 749 nucleotides long. RefSeq names its product inhibitor of DNA binding 1, dominant negative helix-loop-helix protein (gene ID1). Lineage: Eukaryota; Metazoa; Chordata; Aves; Charadriiformes; Scolopacidae. The transcript is spliced from 2 exons. Bases 57 to 434 code for a protein of 125 amino acids. The record is from RefSeq and is a predicted model, not a curated record. Gene Ontology annotation, molecular function: protein dimerization activity; transcription regulator activity. Gene Ontology annotation, cellular component: nucleus; cytoplasm. Gene Ontology annotation, biological process: negative regulation of transcription by RNA polymerase II; circadian regulation of gene expression; cell differentiation.